Molecule: messenger RNA, 890 nt
Organism: Bicyclus anynana (squinting bush brown)
Lineage: Eukaryota; Metazoa; Arthropoda; Insecta; Lepidoptera; Nymphalidae
Exons: 3
Coding region: 94-813 (239 amino acids)
Source: RefSeq, a predicted model, not a curated record
AAUCCAAUGUCAUAUAAAUAAGACGCAAGAUUCUCUAAUCGGCAUAACUAGAAAAUUCGUAAGGUCGGACUGACCGGUGCCUUAAGCAUAAAAAUGUACAGAAUUACGAUAGUCGUAUUAGCUGCAGUAGCUAUUGUUGCAGCUAAGCCAGGAUAUGGGACUGGUGGUAGCUUGGGCGGAUACAGCGACGAUUCUGACUUCGACAGCGGUAGCAAAGGAGGAAUUGGUAGCCAAAGUGGAUUCAGUGGUCAAAGCGGAGUUGGUAGCCAAGGUGGAUUUGGUAGCCAAGGCGGAUUUGGUAGCCAAAGUGGAUUGAGUAGUCAAGGAGGAUUCGGUAGUCAAGGAGGAUUCGGUAGUCAAGGAGGGUUCGGUAGUCAAGGAGGAUUCGGUAGUCAAGGAGGAUUCGGUAGCCAAAGUGGAUUCGGUAGUCAAGGUACCUUAGAUGGAUUAUCCGGAUUCGGUAGCCAAGGUGGAUUCAACGGUCAAGGUAGUCAAGGAUUCGGUAGUCAAGGCAACCUAGGUGGAUUCCGUGGUCAAGGGAGCCAAGGAGGAUUUGGUGGCCAAAGCGGAUUUAGUGGUCAAGGAAGUUCGGGCGGAUUUCGAGGUCAAGGUAGUUUGGGUGGUUUCGGAAGCGAAGGCGGAUUCCGUGAUCGAGGAUUUGGAAGCGAAGGAGGUUUUGGCGGAUUCCGUGGACGAGGCCAAGGAGGAUUCAGAAGACAGGAUGGAUUCAGAGACGGUGGAUUCAGAAGGGGAUUUGGUAGUGGACGCGGAUUUCGCCGCGAUUUCGAAGAUUCCGAUGAAUUUAGCGAUUAAAUAAUGUGUUUGUAUCUAUUAACAUAAGAUAAUAAUUAAGGCUUAUUGAUAUUAUAAAGUAAACGAAUGUUGAAUAA